Messenger RNA from Amphimedon queenslandica, 1356 nucleotides. Its product is annotated as factor VIII intron 22 protein-like. The transcript has 8 exons. The record is from RefSeq and is a predicted model, not a curated record. Bases 121 to 1137 code for a protein of 338 amino acids. NCBI's taxonomy places the organism in Eukaryota, Metazoa, Porifera, Demospongiae, Haplosclerida, Niphatidae. Gene Ontology annotation, molecular function: protein binding. Gene Ontology annotation, biological process: vesicle cytoskeletal trafficking. Gene Ontology annotation, cellular component: early endosome.
CAGUGCCUCGUUCCAUUUCUAGAUCAAGAGCCAUCAAAUGAAGACCCAAUAAGAGCACAAGAGCUAGUAGUGUUCCUUAUUAAUACAACCGAGAGAGACAGAGAGAGAGAAAGAAAGAAGAUGCUACACUCUCCAAAAAUGAACGAAUUAGUUUCCUACCAAAACUCCACCCAUACCACGCCCUUCAGUUGUAGGUGUGGCCACAUUAAAAUGGCGUCUCAACAAGGAGUGCUUGACGAGAAAGGGACGGAACUUAUUGCUAGUUAUAAAGCGAUUGCAGCUAAACUAAAGAAGAGAUUUAUGAAGAAACCAAACGUCAAAGCAGCUAGUGUAGAAUAUGGGAAACUAGCAAAUUCACUCAAAAAUGAAGAAAACAAUGAAUACGCUGCUCUCUGCUUCAUGGCAAUGGCAAAGUGUGACCAGUUGACUGCUGACAGUGGCAGUGAGGCGGAGUCAUGGGCUAACGCUGGUAGACAGUUCAUACUAGCGGAGGAGAAGCUGAUGGCAGCCAGGAAUGUCAGCUAUAAUGACAUGCUUGAGGCUGGGAUACACUCAUUUCUACUAGCAGUUCAUGUCUUAGAGGUUCAAGGGGACAACCUUUUGGCGGCUUCUUUUGCACUGGAAGCCGGUCAGAGGCUAAUGAAGUGCGAGUGGUAUUCACAGGCGGCCAUUUUCCUCCAGCGGGCAGUGGACCUUCAAUCGCAAACCAUUGACUGGAGGAUCGAUACUUUGGGGAAACUCGUCAGCUGCAGACUUCAACUGCGUGAUUACAGCUCUGCUUUAGGAAUACUUUCUCAAAUAGUAUCAGAAUCAAAUGGAAAGGAUGGCCCUUACGAACAGCUGAUAAACUCCUGUAGCAUCUCACAAUUAUUAAUACUAUUAUUAUUGAAACCAAACAGAAGACACUUAUCAGCACAAUUAGCAGCUGUUUGGGACAGCUACUCUAAACUUCCCUCACUAGACGACUUAAAUGAUAAAAGACUAUUGCUCCAUGCAUUGACAGUGGCAGUAAAUGAAAAGGAUUACUCGUCUGUGAAGGAUAUAAGUAUAAAGUUGAGGCCAUUAUUAACAUCAGAUCAGAAGCUGUUGCUACACACUGUACUGGAGGAGUAUUCUUAUCAUCAUUCCUUACAUUAAACAAUUUGUCGUGUUUUCGUGUUUGGAUUUUGAGUGUUCAUUAACAGAGCCUAUAUAUAUAUAUAUACUACAAUAAAAUUAAUUCUUGUAUUAUUAUUAUUAUUUUUAUUAAACACACAUACAUGUACAUUAUGUAGAAGUGCAGGUUACAUUCAAUGAGUUGACUAUUAACGUAUUAUUAUUAUUCAUCACAAUAAGUAUCAGUUUAGAGAUCAUGUA